UCCCCACCUCGCGUCAAACGUUGCCGGUACGGCAAGCGCGCGGUAUACACCUACGAUCCACCUUUUAUCGCCACCGUUUCCUCUGCCUAGGCCCGCGAGUUCAGCAGAGCUUACGACAGAUAGGAGGGAGAGACAUACCUGUUGUUCAGCCAACGGUGUAACGAGAACGUGGCGGAGGGACCUGGCGAACACGCAUCAUCGUGUCUACACAGCUGCCACGAGCUGCUUAACUCGCAGCUGCUUUAUUAGUUCUCCUCACCGCGCGGGUUUCAAGAGAACUGUCUAUCGCGCGGUUGAACCGCUUGGAUUCUUUCGUCGGAUCGUUUUAAACGUCGGAUCAUGAGGAUCGUAAGUAAUAAUUGGUAUCUGUGUGAACAGGUGUGACGAUACGGGGGGAGGGGAGAGAAAUACACACGAGCGUUUUACACUUUCUUGUACGAACUGUUGGAGCCACGAGUGAAAGUAAGAGAAAAAUGUUACGUAUUUUUUUCAUUUCUGGACGACACGAUUCGAUCUCGGAAAAGAAAAGAAGAUUCGAGAAAGUCGGAGCGAAAGAGGAAAUAUCGUCGUCAAGAAUUGUAUCGUUGCAUACAAUUUUUUCCUUCAUCAAAGAGACAGUUCUGAUUCUACUGGUUUUCACAGUUCUGGCAGCGGUUUCGUCCCAGGACUACAGUCAACUGUUCGCAGGAUUCGGACCUUAUAUUAGGCAAGCGGUAGCAAUGCGAGAUCCACGAUCGAAUAGAGGUCCGGUACUGUUUCCUCCUGGUCCUCCGCCAAAUAACGAGGACAGCAGUGGAGUGAUAGUAGGCGCGAGCGGAUACGGAUUCGUGCCGCCCAACCAAGCUUUCUAUAGGUUCUUUUACUAUUAACCGUGAACGAAGGAUUAGCGGGAUAUUGAGAAGGUUGCGAGUGCCGCGUCAUCGAUGGGGAAGCUGUACCACGGUAGAGAGUCCUCAAGAAUAUGGGAAAACCGAGGAAAGGAACUAUCUAGGAACCACGAACUCCGUCCUUGUAUCUCCACAGUGCCUGGAUGUUUCAACACCACCCAGGAGCAUCUUUGUAUCUGUAUAAAGAAUCAUUAUAUCGAAUCAAUACAUUGUUAAUUGUUUUCUA
Messenger RNA from Apis cerana (Asiatic honeybee), 1113 nucleotides. It is a transcript of the gene Wat, whose product is annotated as worker-enriched antennal transcript. NCBI's taxonomy places the organism in Eukaryota, Metazoa, Arthropoda, Insecta, Hymenoptera, Apidae. The record is from RefSeq and is a predicted model, not a curated record.